AUGGCACUAAGGCUGGACAACGUCAAAAAAAUUGUUCCUUGGUCACUUAAACAUGUGGUACUAAUUAGGGAAGUUGGAGCCCACACAGUCGGCCUAGCACGCUGCACAAACUUCCGGGAUCACAUCUACAACGACACAAACAUUGAUGCUGGCUUCGCCAGGAGCCGCCAGACAGGCUGCCCUCGCGCUACCAGCUCAGGGGACAACAACCUGGCGCCGCUAGACCUCCAGACCCCGACUGUCUUCGAGAACGACUACUACAAAAACCUCGUUCAGAAGAGGGGCCUCCUGCACUCAGACCAGGAGCUCUUCAACGGUGGUGGUGCCGACGCGCUAGUCCGGGAGUAUGUCGGUAGCCAGAGCGCCUUCUUCAAGGACUUUGUGGAGGGAAUGAUUAAGAUGGGGGACAUCACGCCGCUGACGGGAUCCAACGGGCAGAUCAGGAUGAACUGCAGGAGGAUCAACUAAUUAUAAGAUUGUUCUCCACAUUUCGCAGCAACAAUCCGAUGUUGUUACCAUGCUUGAAUUCAUGAUGAUUUGCCCCUUUUCACUUAAACUCCUUUGUUUCCUAUUCUUUUAAGGAUAAAAGGUUAAAAUAUAUUACAAUACUGCCCUUUUGUGUCA
This is a messenger RNA of Triticum aestivum (bread wheat), 624 nucleotides long. Its product is annotated as peroxidase 4-like. Gene Ontology annotation, molecular function: heme binding; peroxidase activity. The coding region runs from base 1 to 468 and encodes 155 amino acids. The record is from RefSeq and is a predicted model, not a curated record. Gene Ontology annotation, biological process: response to oxidative stress. Lineage: Eukaryota; Viridiplantae; Streptophyta; Magnoliopsida; Poales; Poaceae. The transcript has 3 exons.